AUAUUCCUUCUAUUUUUGUGUAUGAUUGCUCUGCUAUAUAUUCUCCAUUUUUCGUUUGUUCUGUCAUAUCAUUUUGAUUCACUGACCACUUGAUUUUUUUUUAGAUGCUCACUCAACACUUGAUCUCAAAACACACAAACAUGGAGAGUCAGUCUGACGAUACUGAAAUCAUCAAUCUCAGCCAUCCAAUUCCAAACUUCCCACUUCCAACAGACUCCGAACACAAAGCCACCGUACUCCGCCUCUUCACGGCGGCGCCGCCACACAUGCGUGCUUUCCACCUCUCCUGGAUUUCUUUCUUCUCCUCCUUCCUCUCCACCUUCGCCGCCCCUCCCCUCCUCCCCGUCAUCCGUGACAACCUCAACCUCACCGCCACCGACAUCGGCAACGCCGGAAUCGCCUCCGUCUCCGGCGCAGUCUUCGCCCGAAUUGCCGUGGGCUCCGCCUGUGACCUCUUCGGGCCCCGCCUCACCAUCGCCACCCUCCUCCUCCUCACCGCCCCGGCAGUCUUUUUAACCGCCAUUGCAGACUCUCCUCUCUCCUUCCUCCUCGUUCGCUUCUUCACCGGCUUUUCUCUCUCUACUUUUGUCUCGACCCAGUUCUGGAUGAGCUCUAUGUUCUCAUCCACCGUGGUCGGGACAGCCAACGGCGUGGCGGGUGGGUGGGGAAACCUUGGCGGCGGAGCAACCCAGUUGCUCAUGCCGCUGGUUUUUUCUCUCAUCCGCCAUGCCGGAGUAGAGAAAUUUACGGCAUGGCGAAUUGCGUUUUUUAUUCCGGCGCUGAUACAAAGCUUGUCGGCCUUCGAUGUCUUCCUCCUCGGCCAAGACUUGCCAGAUGGGAACUUUUCAGAGCUUAGGAAAAGAGGAGACAAACACAAAGACAACCUCCUAAAGGUUUUCCAUCAAGCAGUCAAAAACUACAGAGGUUGGAUCUUGGCACUGACAUACGGGUAUUGUUUUGGCGUCGAACUGACAAUCGACAACAUAAUUUCCCAGUACUUUUACGACAGAUUCGACGUGAAUCUUCACACUGCGGGGAUCAUAGCCGCAAGCUUUGGAUUGGCGAACGUGUUUUCGAGGCCUGCUGGAGGGUUGAUUUCGGAUGCAAUGGCAAAGAGGUUUGGGAUGAGAGGUAGAAUUUGGGCACUGUGGAUUGUGCAGAGUAUGGGAGGCUUGUUCUGUGUUGUUUUGGGGCUUGUGGGCUCUUUGAGUGCUUCUAUUGCUGUGAUGGUUGUGUUCUCUGUGUUUGUUCAAGCUGCUUGUGGGCUUACUUUUGGGGUUGUUCCCUUUGUCUCCAGAAGGUCUUUGGGUGUAGUAUCCGGGAUGACCGGCGGCGGAGGAAAUAUGGGGGCAAUUUUGACACAAGUAAUAUUUUUCAGAGGAUCCAAAUACAAAACAGAGACAGGAAUAACUCUGAUGGGUGUGAUGAUAAUAUGUUGCACCCUCCCAAUGGUUUUGAUAUACUUCCCACAAUGGGGUGGCAUGUUUUGUGGUCCAUCAUCAUCUAAAGGAGGAAGAGCCACAGAAGAAGAUUACUACAUGUCUGAAUGGAGUUCAACUGAAAAAGAGAAAGGUUUCCACCAAGCAAGCUUGAAAUUUGCACAUAAUAGUAGGAGUGAAAGAGGUACAAGGGUGGAUUUUGCACCCACACCUUCCCAUGGGACUCCAUCCACAUCUGUCUAACUACUACCCUAUGUCACAUGGACUAGAAUACCAGUAUAUGGUGUGAGUAGAAUAAGUGUUCAAGUAAUUUUGUAAACACAGAUGUUAAGAUAUUGAAAUAUGUAUUCAUAAGUUAUGCAA
Molecule: messenger RNA, 1802 nt
Organism: Camellia sinensis
Lineage: Eukaryota; Viridiplantae; Streptophyta; Magnoliopsida; Ericales; Theaceae
Product: high affinity nitrate transporter 2.5
Biological process (GO): nitrate transmembrane transport; nitrite transport
Cellular component (GO): membrane
Molecular function (GO): nitrate transmembrane transporter activity; nitrite transmembrane transporter activity
Source: RefSeq, a predicted model, not a curated record